AUGCAAUAUGCCGUGGCCCUCGGAGCCAAGACGGACGCCCUGACGCACUCGCCCGGCAAGGAAAAUGACUGCAAAAGGAUGGGUUCCAAGGACGUCAUCGUGACCGGAAAGGAGGGCUGGCAAGAACCGCACAAGUUCAAGUUUGACUUGAUCCUCAACUGCGCCAACGUGACGGACCGGUUCGACAUUCCGUCUUACUUUUCGCUCCUCAAGCCCGGAUCUGACUUCUACAUGCUGAGCGGCAGCCACAUUGGCAACCAUCAAGAGAUGGAGGCGCUGCUGAAGCUUGCUGCGGAAAAGGGCGUGAAGCCGUGGGUUGAAACAAUUGAUGUUUCGGAAGAGGGUUGCAAGCACGCCGUCGAACGACUCGAGGACAAUAAGGUCGCCUACCGGUUUACGCUUACGGGUUUCGACAAGGCACUUGGCCGGGCAUAG
This is a messenger RNA of Hirsutella rhossiliensis, 435 nucleotides long. Its product is annotated as NADP-dependent alcohol dehydrogenase C. The transcript is spliced from 2 exons. The record is from RefSeq and is a predicted model, not a curated record. Gene Ontology annotation, molecular function: alcohol dehydrogenase (NADP+) activity. NCBI's taxonomy places the organism in Eukaryota, Fungi, Ascomycota, Sordariomycetes, Hypocreales, Ophiocordycipitaceae. Gene Ontology annotation, biological process: alcohol metabolic process. Bases 1 to 435 code for a protein of 144 amino acids.